GCAUUUGCUACUGCCCUCGGGGAUUGGGAUCUCUAAACAUGCGCCACCAAGUCUUAUGUAACCGUUAGUGCGGGUCAAGGAAAGUUAGCUCCCGCUCUCGCAAUCUUGUCGAGUUUAAAGCGGCCUAUGCUAAGAUCUAAGCAAACAAGCUGGGCCUUGUGUGUGUUCAGCUCUUCGCACCACUCAAUGACAUUUCUCAAGGUGGAUUCACAAAUUGCUAGCCGAAAAAAAACGAGUUGGCAACCCUCGUGAUGUCCCAGGGAGUAUAGGUACUCUUCCUAAAGAUCAGAGACAUUAAUUGAGAUCCACGACGCCUAUAACUCGCAUCCAAGAGUGAUAGAAGAUGUCCAUAAAGUCGAGGAAGGCGUGCUUUUUGUGCCAAAAGCCCUGCGAUAGUCAAUGUCCUUAUUGCCAGUCUGUGUGGUUUUGCUCUGACAUUCAUUUCCAACUCCAUCGACUGGAAGAUCAAAGUUAUUGCUGUCCUUAUGAGGUGGAUGUGAAGGCUGGCAUUGGUCGCAUUCUCCGCGCCACUCGGGCCAUCAAGGCUAUGGAAAUUGUUUUAAUCGACCCUGGGACCGUGGUGGGACCCAACUAUUCUUCCACUCCAGUGUGUUUGGAUUGUCUGUCAAGCGUUGAUGGGUCUUUCUUGUGUCCCUGCUGUCGAUUUCCACUUUGUUCCACUGACUGCUCGACCGGGUCAAUGCACCAGGACGAAUGUCUCAUCCUGGGACGGUGCUUGGAUCGACCGGAGGCCCUUCAAAUCAAGGGACCCGAGCAUGAAACCAAUGCCUAUUCGAUCAUCACCCCUUUGAGAACACUUCUACUCAAGGAAAGUGGAACUGACGCCUGGCAAAGGACCGACGAAUUGAUGGACCACCAUCAAGAGCGACGGCAGAAUCUGGAAGAGUGGACCUGGUACCAAAAGAAUGUGGUCGACUUCAUUCGACACAACCUGGGACUGACUCAAUUCUCCGAGGUGGACGUCCAUCGGGCGAUUGGGAUUCUUAACGUUAAUGCAGUGACGCUUCAGUAUCCCAGAAAAUCGGGAGGGGGCGCCAAUCCCAAGGAUGUCAAAAAGGGUAAAGGGAUCUAUCCCAUAUUUGCCAUCAUGUCGCAUUACUGCAUUUGCAACGCCCGCUACACCAUCGAUCCCAAGACGUCGGAAAUGUAUGUCCGAGCUCGUCGGCCCAUCAUGAGGGGAGAGGAGCUCUCGGUCCAAUAUCUAUCGGCCUUGUCCGGGACUUUUAAGCGGCGCAAGAAAAUCAGAAGCGAGUGGCACUUUGAUUGCUUGUGCCGUCGGUGCUCGGAUCCCAGUGAAUGUGCCACGAACAUUAGCGCUGUCAACUGUUUUAGUUGCGAAAAUGGAUACCUCUUACCGGCCAACCCACUCGAUUACGAGUCUUCUUGGAUUUGCCAGAAAUGUGGACAUGCCGUAUCGUCCUCGAAAAUCGAGGAACUGGUUGACAGUAUUCAAAGCGAAUUGGAUGACAUUGGUGGGAGUGAUGAAUUUCACCGCUACGAGGAUUUCAUCGCGUCCUACCAAGGCAUUAUGCUCCAUCCCAACCAUUACUUACUCAUGACCGCCACCCGGAAUCUUAUUCAAUUUUACACGUACAGCGCGGGAAAUGAGGUUCUUGCCUACGAAACGCUCAAACGGAAACUCCAGCUUUGCCAAAACUUUUGGAUGGUUCUCACGAGAGUGGAUCCAGGAUACUCGGAGAUCCGGAACUUUGUGCAGAAAGAGUUAAAUUUCUGCAAACUUUUGUUAAGCCAACAGGACUACCACUCGGGUAAAAUUGGUAAAGAGGAGUAUUUGCUGAACUCGCGGCAAAGUCUUCUCGCCUUGGAUGAAGUGGAGCGGAACAAGAAACUGAUCGAAAAGAAUAUCUCCUAAUCUGACAGAGCAAACUUAUGCCUUUGCAUUAUACACCAAACAUAUUGUACAUCUCUAAUCAUCCCAGAUCUCUCCUGCAAGUAGCUCGUACCGUUUGAAUUGUUCAUAACUAACACAAACAUGAAGUGAAGCCAAUAAAUUGUCCUUGCGUUUGAGCAAAAGAUUUUGACUAUCUCGUGACAGAAAAGGCGAAGGUCAACAGUUAUUGCCUUUAUUCAGAUAGAUUUCUCAUUACAAGAGACAAAAUGCAAAAUAUUUUUUUCGUGUUAAUAUGAAAAGUACGAGUUGAAUUAUGCAAUUGAUACAAUAAAUAGGAGAUCGAAAUAACUAUCACUUGAUUUAAAGUUCUUAUUGUAUUACACAUCAAUAACAAAAUAUUAGAAAAAAAAUCAUCUAUGUAUAAUCA
Messenger RNA from Tigriopus californicus, 2300 nucleotides. RefSeq names its product SET domain-containing protein SmydA-8-like. Gene Ontology annotation, molecular function: protein binding. The coding region runs from base 344 to 1894 and encodes 516 amino acids. Lineage: Eukaryota; Metazoa; Arthropoda; Copepoda; Harpacticoida; Harpacticidae. The transcript has a single exon. The record is from RefSeq and is a predicted model, not a curated record.